GUUAAUACUGCAGUUUAAGGCGAUGGCUUCGGCUGGUUUGAACUGACUUGCAUAGUGAUGAUGCGUUGUUUUUAAAUGUUUAAAGACAACAACAUCACACCCAAUAAGGCCUGAAUUAGAGGAUAAAUUUCUGUCUUUGCGGCUGCCUUUUUAUGGAGGGCACACUCACACAUACAGCCACACUAAAACCCUGGAUUUCUCUGUAGGCACCUCGCACUUCUGCGAGAGAGGAAAAUAAAAUACAGUAAAUCGGUUUUCAAAGUGAGCCCAGAAGCUAGGCCUGAUAUAUGUAUCUAGUAAUUCUAGGUGUGAUUCAAACAUAGAAUCCCCUCUUCUGACGGCUGGCCGUGGCUUCUGCGUGCCUCGCUUCCGCCCAACCAUCUGGAUCAGGCCUGCUCAAUUUAGGCCCCCCGCUGUUUUUGGACUACAACUCUCAUAAACCCCAGCCACAGUGGCCAAUAGCCAGGGAUUAUGGGAGUUGUAGGCCAACAUCUGCAGGAGGACCAAAGUUGAGCAGCCCUGAUCUGGAUCCUAGUAGCUGUAGUACGUAGAUGGGCAAAAGCCCGUCGCCGCCGGGGCGGGGGGUCGUGAAGGCGGCUGGAGUGCCCGUGGUGCCUGCAUCCUGCCUUCCGGGAGAUUCGGGGCUGCUGCUGGCCUCACCGCCUGCGGGUUUCUUUUGGUGCCCCAGAAAGGCCCUGUGUGGACGGGCUUCCAAGGAGGACUUUUAAUCUCAGCAAUCUCCCUGGACAAGUUAGGCUGCCUUCAGAAAUGGAGAUGGAUCAGAAGCUGUCUCAGCUUGUGGAGGACCUUACAACUUCUGGAGAAAUGCAGCUAAACCCCAGGAAGAUGAAAGAACUAAAGAAGAUUUGCAAGUCUUCAGAUGAGCACAUUAAUCAUGUUUAUCAUCUGCUGAUGACACAGCUAAAUGAAGAUCAUGCUGAGAUACGUCUUUCAGCGUUUCAAAUUGUGGAUGAGCUCUUCACCCGAUCACAUAGUUUUAGAACUUUAAUUAUUUCAAACUUCCAAAAAUUACUGGAGCUCACAGUAGAAACAGACUAUGAGCAACCUCUUCCCCCACCACAUGAAGUGGCACAAAAACUGAAAAAAGCUGCCAUUAAAUCUAUACAAGAAUGGCAUGAAAAAUAUGUAGAUGCUUACAAGAAACUUUCACUAGGAUACCACUUCUUAAAACAGAAGGUGGAUUUUCAAGAUAUAAAUGCUAGAACUCUAGCUGAAAGGAGAAGAGAUGAAGAGAAACAAAAACGAUUAGAUAAUAUUUACAAGGAUAAAGCCAAAAAAGCUGAGAGAGAAAUGGAAGACAUGUCUCAAGAAAUCGAAGCAGUGCUGACUGAGAUGGAGAAUGGUUUUCAGCUUCUGAUGCCAGAUCCGUUUGACUUCAUGGUAAAUGAUACUGAAACUGUGGCUUGGAGGACAGCUGAAGUGGACAAGCCUGUUUCCUCUUCAUCUGUGCAGAUGACAGAUCGGCAAACACCUUUCCUUGAGCAAAUGGACAAUGAACAGCCUUGUUGCAGCAAGGACCCUCCUUCCAUCUUUCUAGCUCAAAAGGCUGAUGAAAGAGAUAGAGAGCAAACGGAGGAGCAAGUAGACAGAGAAGACUGCUCAGAUUCUGAAUUGACUUCUAUUGACACUGGUGGAGAUAAUGAUUAUACCAACUUUGUUCAAAGCCAUGGUCUUGGCUCUCAUAAAUAUGCUCUCAGUCUUGAAAUAUCUACAGAUAUGAAAGUAUAUGAGAAUGAAGACAAUACUGCCAUAAUAAGCAAUGUUACGGAUGCUUAUAAGCUUGUAAGAAACAAAUUUUUGCCAUCUGUACAAUCUUGGAUUCAGUUGUUCACAAGGGCUGGAAUAAGUGAUAAUCGCCUAAGACAAGCCAUUGAUCUGAAAAAGAAACUGGAGACUGCUAUGGAGAAACAUAAGGAAAUGAAUAUUGACUAUAAUGAGAAGAGGAAAGUGAUGAAAGCAUCAGAUGAUGAGGAUGACGAUUUUGUAGAAGUGCCUGAGUUGGAAGACCACGAGCACCACAUUCCAGAACACCUUUGUAAAUUAUAUGGUCUGGAGCGUGUAUCGCCUCCAAAACCACUUGGAGUAGGGAGAGCAGGAGAGACAGCAGUAGCAAACUCCCAGAUCCAAGCUAAAAGAAAUGAAGAAGAACUUGAUCCAACAUGUGCAGCUGCAACAUGGAGAAUUAUUCAAGACAAACUACCUAGAUCAAAAUCUCCAGAUACCAGGAAUUCUUCGGAUUCAGCAGCUUCUGGAGAACCCAGUAAUAAGCAUGAUGAAGAGAAAGCCAAGGCUCCUCUGGUACCUUUUGGGUUAGAUCUUUUCUACUGGGGACAAGAGCAACCAACAGCUGGCAAGAUUCUUAAGUUUUCUUCUCAGCAUCGCUUUUGGGCACCGAAUGAAAUGGAUGAAGAAGUGGAAAACAAAGAGCUUGCAGAGAUGCUGAAAAGCAGAUACAUAACAUUUGCUGGCAAGUUUGAACCAGUGAAUCACAAAUGCCAAGCACCGAUGCCUCAUGGUGGGCUGUGUGAAAGACAGGAUAGAUUUAAGUGCCCUUUUCAUGGAAGAAUAAUUCCUCGGGAUGAAUCUGGAAAUCCUGUUAAUCAAGAAGACAGAGACAGGGAAGCAAAGGAGCAGUUUAAGAAAAAGGAAGAGCAACCAGAGUGGCAAGAUCCAGAAUUCAUGAGAGAAGUUGAAGCAGCCACUGGAGUUGAUCUUGGCUCCUCUCGAUAUAGUGGAAAAGGAAAAGGAGCUAAAAACAAACAGAAGAAAAAGAAAUAUCCAAAUCUGACAGACCUGAAGCAGCAGACAAACACUUCUCGUUCCCGCAUUGAAAAGAAAGUUUUCAAUAAAACAGCAAUGAAACGUGUGGUGAAAGCAAUGAAUCGAGUGGACCAAAAGAAACAUGAGAAGUUUGCAAACCAAUUUAACUAUGCACUCAAUUGAAUUGCAAUAAUUGGCAAGAGGACACUUAAGAAUAAUCUAAUAUAAUGAACAUGGAUAUUAGAAAUAAAUUGUAUUCAUAAUUGUAUGUACAUGACAAAUUGAUAACUACUUUGUAUUAAACAGAAAUUUUAUUACUAGUAUAUGGAGUUUGACUCCAAAGAAAACACUCUAGGAUUUCUAGUUUCCUAAUGGACUGUACAAUUUAUGCUUUUAUUUUAUAAGCAAAGAUGGGCUAGAGAACUAUCAUUUCCUGUCAUUUGACCAAUGAUGCAUCAAUGAGGUAGUGUAUGCUAGAGAGAACUGCAACUCUCUCAGCAGUGUAAAUCUAAAUUGUUGAUUUGUCAGUUGGAGUUGGGGUGAAGCCAAAAUGGCCACCAUUUAACAGCUUGAUUCACGAGUUCCUGGGCUUCCCACCCCCCUCCCGGGCAUGCCUCCCAAGGGCUUGCCUCCCCCCAGGUGGAAGAAAAGAUCUCGACACAGCCCUGCCAGCAAAAUUCAAUCAAUCAAUCAAUCUUUAUUACAGUCAUAGACCAGCACAGGUUAUAAAACAGUAAUACUAUACAAUAAAAGCUAUAUAAAAGGGGGGAAAUGUUACAGUAUUACGGAGAAUAAGAUUGAUAUAGCAGAUAAGGCUGAGAAGGGAGGAAUCUAAAAAUUAUGAAAUGUUUAAAAUAUGCUAUAAAGCACAAACAGAGUAGCUAAAAUACAUAUAAGCUAAAAAGGACACAGUCAGAAACUUUGUUUCGGUCGGAGACCAGCGUGAAGUCAGAACAAAUAUAAAAGAGAAGAUAAUCAGCAUUCUGUGGGAUCAGUAGCACCCAAUAAAAUCCAAAAAGUCCUCCUCAGCACAAAAUCACUGGAAAUACUACUAAAAUAAUUUAAGAUAAAAGGGGCAGCAUAUUCCUGCUUAUAGGACUAUUACAACUCAAAGCACAGCUCAACUCCCAAAACUGGGAGGGUAUAUACAAUUCAGGAGCUCUAUAAAAUAUUAUCAUUAAAUUAGCUGCUUUUGAGCUGACGAUACCUGUCCCCACAUGCCCACCUGCAACUAGCCAAGAUGUGGCUACAAAUUGCUCUGACAUUAAGUCCAUCGUUUAUUUGCCCAUUUUUAAGCUCUUCCGAAAGCGAAGGGCUGCACUGCAAAAUUUGGCUACCCGUCUAGUGGUACAGGAAUUACUUCCUUCCAGCAGCCUGGCAGUCAUCUGAGGUAAAUCGAGACCUGGGCAUUUGACUGUCAAAGGGUGAAUGAGAUCCCGGCGCAGGUCUCUAUAGAGCAGACAUUCCAAUAGCACAUGGGUAACUGUUUCAACUUGACCCUCACCACAUGGGCAGAGCCUUUCCCCGUAGGGGAUCCCUCUAUAUCGUCCCUCUAAGAGGGCUGAAGGCAGGGCAUUGCAUCUUGCCAGGGUGAAAACUCUUCUAAGAGGGGGCACCUCCAAGACAGUGAGAUAGGGUGCUGGGGGCCAAACGAUACCUAACUGAUUCCUGGCACUGAAAGUCAGGUACCCUUGCCAUAUCUGUUUGUCUCUCAAUAUCCUCAAUUCUCUGUUUGAUGAGCUUCCUAGCUGUCUCCAAACUCUGCGUAAGCAGGGCAGACUGAUCAAGGCCCAAAGAAAUCAUCUUUUGUUUCAGUGAGCGCUUCCAGAUCGACUGAUAAGAGUCCGCUAAUACUAAGCGGCUCAGCCCUAUCUCAGAGGAAAGGACUCUCAGCCAAUAAAACAGCGCCAUUUGCCAACAUCUGGCCUCAACUCUGACAAGGCCUGCCUCCAAUCUGAGCCUCGCAUUGGAGGUACAUUUGGGGGUUUGAAAUAAUGCUCUCAGGAACUUAGACUUGCACCACUUCUAAGGGGGACAGAUCUGAGUAAGGACCCAGUUGGGCACCGUACAAUAACUGUGCCAAUGAUUUCACCUGAAAAAGUUUUAAGGCCGCGGGGAUAGAGCAAAAAUCUGGCUGACGACAGUGGAGGAUACACUGGAAAAAAGAAACAGACCAAGUUUGACUCCUUCCUCCCUUUAUCAGAGGCAACAGCGGGAGAUGCGUACCCUGUGUGUACCAACAAUAGAUUUAUGGCUUUGGGCAUGGAGGUCCUUCACCCCUCCUUAGACAAAGAGGCUUCUUCAUGCAAGCUGGCCACUAUACAAGGCGCUUCCAAGCUGCUCCAGAGGACUGCUCUUAGUAACUCCCCAGAUCGGAGAGAAAAUGGCCCGACACUUACCAGCCAUGCAUCUAGCCCCUUAUCCAAUUCAAUCACUCAACAACUGAGCGACAUCUGCAUUAGCAGAAAGUCUGAUAGCCAUAAUUGGCAGGAUAAAUUUCAUUACCGAAAAUCUGGACAGUCUGAGGCAGGCUUUUAACCAAUAUGCAGCCCAGAAACAUCAAGGGGUUAAAGACACUUCGGAGCAAGCCAUCACUAACCCCCGACCAGCCCCUCCCCUCACUUCUGUCUCCACUUCUUCACAUAAGAUGACACCAUGUUCCUUGGGAAAUAAUAGCCUGGCAAGCUAUCAGCGUGUGUUCCAAAACAAUAAAUGUGUCCUUGGAAUUCCUCACAGUGCUCGUCAUAGAUGGACAAACCACAAGAGGAUCACCUGCUCCCUGACCUACUUUUCAGUCUCUCAUCCAGAAAGCAUUAGCCUAACCUUGUAUCACUAUCUGCCUCCUUGCUCACAAUUCAGAAGGCUAAUCCUAACCUUCCAAAUUGCAGCUAUGGUGACAAAAUUGACAAGCCAGCCAGAUCACUUGUUCUUUCAUGCCUACAAACUUAUUUGUGUUUUUGCAGCAGACCCGGUAAUUAGAGACUUCAUCUCUGGUUAAGAGAUUUACACCCCUAUCAAUAAACCCAUCAACUCCAAGGACUAUAAAUCUCCUAGCUGUGGCAAAGACAAGCAAGCUAACACCAAGCCGAUUGGGGAAUCCCAACUGUAUAAAAUCAUGCAAGAGGAACUAAACCAGAUUCAGACUCUGACAUGAAUAUCCAACGCCCAGAAGCAGUCCCAAAUUACUCCAGUCACUCUUCUGCUACUCACACUCAGAGUAGAAGAAAACUGUCAAUACAUUUGGCAGAUCUGUGCUCAAGCUCUGAAAGUGAUAGUGAAACGGAUGAUACAGAGGGGCUUUCCAUCAAGCUCACCACCAACUGGAGUGACUGGCUUUCCAGAUCAUGUGCUUUAGUCCUGCAGACACCUGGCAUCACAGAUAAUGUGAAAUCCUCUCCACAUAUUGCAGUUCCUCCCCUGGAAGGUGCCCAGGAAAAAACCACCCUGGGUGGCAAUGCGCCCACACCCCCAGCUGCCUUCAAGAACUCUCACGCCUGCAACCCUCCCUAGCCAUGAUGUGAGCACGGGAUCUCUACCUUGCAAGAAGUGUGCCCUGGAAUGUUAUUUGCCAGUGACCCACACUUUGAUAAUGUCACCAUGCUGCUGACCUCAAGCAACCUAUAUGAGACAUCCACUCUAGGGGAGGGUCUCCAUGCCCUCCCUCACCACCUCCACAACUUGAGGAGUCAAGACACAUCUUGGAUACCCAUGAGAGUCUGUCCUGCCCCCAGCUCCAUUUCAGCCACAGCUUGAGCCACAACCAAAUGGAGGAUGAGGCUCCUUCAGGACAGUUGUCACUUCAGAAGCAACAACAUGUGCAUACACCCUUGGAAGCAGGCUGACAGGCAGAGAUAGGGGCCCCCACACCACCCCCACUGAUGCAGCCCUUCUCUGUAACUGCAGAGGACAUCAACACACAUAGGAACAUAGGAAGCUGCCAUAUACUGAGUCAGACCAUUGGUCUAUCUAGCUCAAUAUUGUCUUCACAGACUGGCAGCAGCUUCUCCAAGCUUGCAGGCAGGAAUCUCUCUCAGCCCUAUCUUGGAGAAGCCAGGGAGGGAACUUGAAACCUUCUGCUCUUCCCAGAGCGGCUCCAUCCCCUAAGGGGAAUAUCUUACAGUGCUCACACUUCUAGUCUCCCAUUCAUAUGCAACCAGGGUAGACCCUGCUUAGCUAAGGGGACAAGUCAUGCUUGCUACCACAAGGCAUGGAUCCAGGAACUCUCUGUUAGCAAUCACCCCUUGGACACCUCUACCAUGCCAACUCCUUCAGAAAGCUUGAUGGUGACACAGGGACCUCCAACCCAACCUGCCAAGAUUUCCUCCCAGGGAGGUCAGACGUUCAUAGCGGAGAGUGCCCAGGAACUUGAAAGUGUUCCACCUGCCACUGACAUCCAAAAGACCAGUGUAAAGUCAGACUCUUAACGUGGAAUGUGGCUGGCAAGAAUUUCUCUUAUCUCAGACCCCUCCUUCAAAGCAUAUCUCACCUGCCAUGACAUUAUUCUGAUUCAGGAAUCCUGGACCACUGGGGACUUAAUACUCCACAGUUUCAACUCAUAUACAGUUGGAGUUGUACCUGGGGCUGGCCGUGGCAGAUACAAAGGCGGCCUGGGUGUGCUUGUUGCUAUCUCGCUGUGUGCAUCCUCGAAACUGCUUCCAUCACUCAAACAAUAUGCUAUGGCAGUUCUGGUCCAUUUUCAGCUGAUGCAAACUGUUGAUAAUUAAUCUCUCUCUCUCUCCCCAACAUAGGAAGCUACAGGUCAGAGCAAUGUGGACUGAACUUGAAAACUACAUAGCAGGUCUCCUUUUCUCCAUUCCUGAUGCUUUUGUGGUGACCUAAAUGCCAGGCUGGGCCCUGACGACCAUACCUUAUACACACAACAGAGGGCCCAUCCACCCAGCCACGAGGCAGAUGGGCUUCCUCUCAGGUGUCUCUCAUAAUUUGACCAAAGGUCAAAUUAUGCGGGUCUUUGUUUAAUGACCACCAGACUUAACCUCUCCAUUCUGAAUGGCUUAUUAGAAAAUGACCACCCCGCCGAGUUUACCCAUCUUGCCAGCUCCAGAAUGAGCCUAAUUGAUUACUUUAUCACCUCAAGGAAUCUGCUACCUUUAGUAGAGAGAUUUGAGGUUUACCCCCAAAUUUGACAGCGAUCAUCUUCCCAUUUCGCUACUCCUGAAGCCUUUCAUUUCUCAGUCCCACAUAGAGAUCCACUACAAUUCCUCCCUAUCCUUGGUGGGAGGAGCAUACUGCUGUGCUAAAUGGUCACCACAACUGGAACAAGCACUAAGAGAGCUACUUGCCUCUGACCACCUGCAGUGCCUGCUAAAUAAUGACCCGACUUGUGCGCCUUUGGAGCUCUACAAUGCUCUAGUCCAGGAACUACAGCAGCUCCUCUCUCAUAAGAACUGUGAGCCUCACACACAGCGCCAACUGGUCUCCAAGCAAUGAUUUGAUAAGGACUGUGUUAAUGAAAAAAAAAACCCUUGCCAAGACCUAUCAAGUCUAUAAAUCUAGCUUUGGUCUGUGGGCCACACAGAAUCUUCUUCAGCAGAAAAGACAGUACAAACUUCUGCUGGCCCAUAAGAAAAAAGAGGCCAUGAACUGGCACCUGCUAAAUCUUCUUCACACGCUGCAUCUGGACACUUCACUCAAGUUGAGAUGUAGCCCGCAAGGCCACCUCACAAGAGCUGUACCAGCUCAGAAGGGCAUCAAACAAGGAUGCAUUCUGGCCCCACUCCUAUUCAGUUUCUACAUCAACUCUAUGGUGGGCCAACUCAGCAAUCCAGAUUUCCACCCUCCUAAGCUCAUGGGGAGACAUACUGCCAUCCUGUUAUAUGUGGAUGAUGCAGCCAUCCUCUCAAGGACCCCCAUUGGCCUUAGAAGAGCACUGAGGGCCCUAAUUUUGUACUGUAAGGACAGCCUGGAAAUUAACUAUCACAAAACUAAAAUCAUGGCCUUCACCAGGAGGCCCAAGAUCUACUCCUGGAGGAGAUUGAGCAAGUUGCACAUUUCAAAUACUUGGGAGUAGUUUUUCAUUCUGGUGGCUCUAGAAAAGCUCAUGGAGAACACAUGGCUCUAAAUGCCCAGGGAAACUCCUCUGCCAUUCUCCAAUUCCUGCGGACAAGAGGAGGCCAUUAUUUACCCAUGGCUCUUGAACUGUUCAUAGCCAAACCACUAGCUCAACUCCUCUAUAGUGCUGAACUGGACCCUUUUCUCAAUAUUGCGACUCUGGAACGUGUACAAUCUAAAUUCCUGAGAGCAGCACUCUGUGUUCCGAGAUGUGUCUCCAGUGCCACUUUGCGCCUGGAGACAGGCCUGAUCAAGAUUGAGGCUAGGGUGUGGGUGACCACUCUCUGCUAUUGGCUCAGACUAUCCUUUUGCCCAAUUGGUCUUGCCCCCCUAACCUUACAUAACGAUUACCAAUCUAGUUGGAUUCAGACAAUUGAGGCAAAAAUAGCUACAUUGGGCCUUUCCCCCCUGACCUUGCUAAACAUGGGUUACGAUCAGGCAAAAGCAACCAUCAAACAGUGCAUUAUAGACACUGAGCACCAAACUGAUCUCAGCAGUGUUCCAAAAUGUUAUAUCACUGAUGGGCUUGGAUACUCUACAUUCUCCAGCAGCAUACCUCAACUGGAGGUCCCUUAUCACAGAAGGGCGUUCACUUUAGCUUGCUGGCAUGGCCUCCCCUCAGCAGUGCUGGAAGGCUGCUGUAGAGGGACCCCAUUUGCAGAGCAACAGGGCAGAUCAAAACUACUGAGCAUGUCCUCCUCUACUGCUCAUUCUAUAGAGAGAUUCGUGCCUCUCUCAUCCUUCCAUGGCUAAGCAAGUAUCCAGGUCGUCCGAGCCAAUUCUACAGCUCCUUGCUACUCUCUAAGCCUGCCAUUACAUAUAGCGUUGCCAGGUACUUUGAGGCUGUGAUCAGCAGUCGUCAGCGGAUGACAGGCAGUGAGCCCCUCCAGCCUUAAUCUGAUUCUCUGUAGCUCUGGGCAGGCCCUGCAAUUGUUCACAUGCCUCUCCUUUCUACUGCUCGUUUUACCCUCAAUUUGGCAGUUUCCCAGUCUUAUUACUCAGGAUUUUACAUAUUUCUGCUACCUUUUAACCUUAUUACAGUGUUAUGCCUCCUCAUGCAUACUAUUGUUAGUCCUUUUAGUAUUAUUAGUCCUUAUUUAGUUCUUAAUUUUAAUUUUUAAUUUCUAUAUGUAAUCCUUUUUAAUCUAAUCUCACUUUUAACACGUAGUCACUCUUACAUUUUAACAUUGGCUUAGUAUUUUUAUAUGUAUUAUUUUAUAUGCAAGCAUUUCUUUAUCUAAUCCUACUCUUACCAUGUAAUCACCCCUAUACUUUAUGCUGGUCUGAGACGGUAAUAAAGAUUGAUUUGAUUUGUCA
Hemicordylus capensis (graceful crag lizard) is the source of this 10167-nucleotide messenger RNA. It is a transcript of the gene UVSSA, whose product is annotated as UV stimulated scaffold protein A. The record is from RefSeq and is a predicted model, not a curated record. The transcript is spliced from 14 exons. NCBI's taxonomy places the organism in Eukaryota, Metazoa, Chordata, Lepidosauria, Squamata, Cordylidae. Gene Ontology annotation, biological process: response to UV; transcription-coupled nucleotide-excision repair. Gene Ontology annotation, cellular component: chromosome. The coding region runs from base 769 to 2964 and encodes 731 amino acids. Gene Ontology annotation, molecular function: RNA polymerase II complex binding.